CGGAAGUUAAUUAACAACGUAGCCAAGGCGCACGGUGGUUACUCCGUGUUCGCUGGCGUCGGUGAGCGUACGCGCGAAGGCAAUGACUUGUACAACAAGAUGAUUGAGUCCGGCGUCAUUUCGCUCAGGGAUAAGACCUCUAAAGUCGCCCUUGUCUACGGACAGAUGAACGAGCCCACAGGUGCCCGCGCCCGUGUGGCCCUUACCGGUCUUACUGUUGCUGUGUAUUUCCGCGAUCAAGAAGGACAGGACGUGCUGCUCUUCAUCGACAUUUUCCGUUUUACUCCGGCCGGUUCUGAGGUGUCCGCCCUGCUAGGUCGUAUCCCCUUAGCUGUGGGUUAUCAGCCAACUCUGGCCACUGACAUGGGUUCUAUGCGAAGCGUAUUACAACUACCAAUUUUGCCAUUUUGGGCAUGGAUGAAUUGUCUGAGGAGGACAAGCUGA
Drosophila willistoni is the source of this 444-nucleotide messenger RNA. Its product is annotated as ATP synthase subunit beta, mitochondrial-like. The transcript has a single exon. Lineage: Eukaryota; Metazoa; Arthropoda; Insecta; Diptera; Drosophilidae. The record is from RefSeq and is a predicted model, not a curated record. The annotation marks the transcript as partial. Gene Ontology annotation, molecular function: ATP binding. Gene Ontology annotation, biological process: proton motive force-driven mitochondrial ATP synthesis.